UCAUUGAAAGAAAGAAUCAGACGACAUUCCGACUUUCGCGAAAAACGAGGAACGAAAAUGCCUUCCGAAAUUACGACUGGAAAAACAGUGAUUAUUUUAGCUGCUGUUGUGGGAUGUUUUGCAAUACUAUGGCCUCGUCUGUUUCACCCCAUGCUCCAGUCUGCGUUGUACGAAACAACCACCCUAGACAAAACUGCAGGAUGCUGUGAUGUUAUUUCUGAUAUGGAUGUCAAUGCCAUCAAAAUCUUGACAGAAAUGUGUGGUCGAAUCAUCACAAAGCAUGAUGAGCUGGAUCCAAAGUUUUUGUCUGAUUUUGAGCAUGGGAAAAUAAACAAAGAAGUUGUAAACACUUGUAGAAGAGAAGUUUUAAACACGUGUGGGGUUGACAUCACCUCCUUCUUAGCUGUACAAGUUGGCCUUGGUCAUACUUAUCGUCAGAUAAUGGACAAUAUCAAAACCUUCAACAACUCUGUUUGCUUGAAACAAAACUUUGGAAUUGAAAGAAGUCUUCUCGGAGCUGCUAGGCACUGGUCCCAAAUUCCAACGAAAAAUUUGAGGCAAGAACGCCCUCCUCACAUGCGUCCAGACUUAGUACAUGCAGCUCUGAGGGAAAGAGGGCGAGCCAUACCACAGUCCAAUGUUGUUCCAAGAAUUCUUGAAGGAAGGCCAGGACCUAUCCCUGGAAUGCGACCUCCCAUGGGAGGAGCUGGUCAUGUGGUUCCUGCACCAAAGGCAACUCAAGGAGCUCUUGGCAUUCUCAUGCCUUUGUACACUGUUGGCAUUGUAAUGAUAUUUGUGUACACAAUGAUGAAAUUGUUAAUGAGAAGGAAUAAUGAUGUGGAAAGUGUCAACAAUUUCCAAUCAGACCCCAACUUCCGACACUACGUGUUUGGAGACCACCAUGGAGAACAGAAUGGAACUAACAAACACCACUAUGACCAACAUACUAAGCUAGACUGGAAAGAAAGGGAUACAAGAGAGAUUGAAAUGCUUAUGCUUCGAAGAAGACUUCAAGAAACUGAGGCUGCCAUGGAGCGCAUUGUUAAAAAAGUCGGCAUGGUCCCCUUCAAAUCUGAAUUUACUGCACAGGGAGAAAAUGGAAUUCAAGCAGAGCCGAAAAGGGAGGCUGAUGAGUCAGCAAGUGUCAAAGUGGUUAAUAUGGAAACUACUGCUAGCUGUGAAGGAGGCAAACCAUGGACUGGUAGUCGUCCUUCUACACCAUCUCGAAGCAGACCGCCCAGCCGCCCCCCAACUCCUCUUGAACGAGAGGCAGCCACAAUUCCUCCACCACAAGAUGCUCAAGAAAUCUUUUUGGAAGGGGCUCUUCCUUCUCAAGCACAGCUCCUUGUUGCUGAGUCAGAAACAGAGACCCACAAGGUGGGAGAAGAUGAGGUGAAGAAUCCAGUUGAAGUUGAGAAACUAGCGGCCUCUGUCCAGGAUACAAGCACGACUGUUCCUGUUACUGAAGAUGCCAACACGCCGCCAGUGAGUCCAGUUGAGAGUGACCACAAGAACAAAAUUACUUUUGAUUACUCUGUCAAAGAAGAAGAUGUUUUGGGAAAAGAAAUGGAGGAAACAUACAAUUCUGGAAAUGUUGAAGACAGUGUCGCAGGAGAAGGAGAAGAAGAAGAAGUGGAAGACGAAGAGGAAGAAGCAUAUGAAGAUGAUGAUGAAGAAGUUGAGGUGCAGCAGAGAGAUGGAGAUCGUGUCACCUUUAAAAUAGAUGAUUCUGAAAGUGUGAAGAGAAUUGAAAGGCUGAGCUCUUUGGAUCAAGAGUACCUGCAGAAUGAAAUUGACAGUAUAAUUGAAGAAGCCAUGGAAUAUGUUCAACAUGAGCUUGAAGCUAAGCAAUACAUUUCAGAAGAAGGUGACAUUGAUCAAGAAGGUGAUUAUUUAGAGGAAGAAGAAUUGGAAGAGCAGGAGGAAGAAGAUGAAGAUGAUGAAGAGAAUGACAUUGAAAGUGAUAUUCGUGAAGCUAUUAAGGAAAGUGAGAAAAUGCGUAAAUCAGUCCACCAGAAAGUUGAAGAGGUUAAAUCUUCAUUGAUGUCAGUUACACCUCAAAAUAAAGUUUCCGUGGAAAAGGAACCUACUGCACAUCCUUUAAAUGCCUCUAACACAGCUGCGGGAAAAGUGAAAUUCCAAACAGAGCAAUUGAAGGAUGAUGAGGAAGAAGAAGAGGAGGAAGAAGAAAUGGAAGAUGAGGAACUAGAUGAAGAAGAGGUUGAAGACGAAGAACUUGAGGAUGAAGAGGUAGAAGAAGAGGAAGUGGAAGACAAAGAAUCCAGCAAUGGAAGGUUGGAGAAUUCAAGGGUAGGUGAGGAGGCAAAUGGAAAACAUGUCAAUAAUAAGAGUGCUGUGGAUGAAGAGGAAGAAUAUGAAGAGGAAGAGAUAGAAGAAGAGGAAGAGGUUGAUGAGGAAGAGGAAGAGGUUGAUGAGGAAGAAUAUGAAGAGGAAGAAGAUGAAGAGCUGGAGGAAGAAAAAGCUCCUAUCAAUGCAGAAAAUGGGAAAAAAUGAUUUUCUUAUUCAGGGAAAUUUGCUCCUUACUUCAAAAUAAAAUGAGGUAUCAAUACUAAGUUUUGACAAGUGUUCGGACUGCAUUGCAUUUAGAAAAUGUAUUUUCCUCUUUUAAGAAGUUUUUUUUAUGGGGUGUUAAAAUGGGAGCACAUAUGUCUUGACCUUUUAAUUAUUAGAAUUUUUUCCCUGUUUUACUUUUUGUCUUACACUUGCUGUUAUGAACUGUUCAAAGACCAAUUGCACUAGUGUUUAUACUGAAUUGGUCACUUUCUGAAUACCAUUUUUAUUGAAGACUUAGUUUAGUGAUCAUUAUGUACAGUUCAAAAUAUUUUACAUUACUUUUGUCUUGUGUGGGUUGCACGUCUAAUUCCUCAAAACUAUAAAUAACAAAGAAAACAACAUAUAAAACCUUAUUUGGUGAAUUCUUAAAGUGAUCCACUUGAACUAAUCAUCAAUGUCCCUAUGAUAUCUUUGUAUGCCUAGGACCAAGUCUCAAAUGAUACUUUGUUUCUUCUAUAUCCUUUUUGUGGCAGUUUGACACACAUUUUAUUUAAAGUCUAGGGUUGCAUGUUAAGAAAAAUUAACAUUGAUAACUGUACUGGUUGAUUGUUCUUGUUUUUAUGUUUACCCCAAUGUAAGAGAGUGAAUUGGUGAAUGUGCCAAUGAAGUGGACUGAUAAAGCAGUUCAUGUUUUCUAGAAAGACUUAAACGGACUUUGCAACAGCCAACAUAUAUAUUUUGUACUAGGGAAGAAAACGUUCUUAUAAUGUGUGUGUGUCCAAUUAAUGUUCAGAUGUUAAAUUUUUAAAUUCAAAACAAAUAAAAUGUUUUGGGUUCUGGGACACUGUCCAGCAUUUGGUUUACUACGUACAUUUGUCAUUAGUCUCUAUCAUGUGUACUACAGUGAGUGUCUACAAAGUCAUUAGUUUCUUUCAGUCAGUAUUGUGCUAAAGAGCAGAGUUGAUAUUGUCUAGAAAAGGGUGUGUAUUGCUAUGAGCAGCUAAUAGCAGUUUGAUUACAAAAUAAACUAGUCCACUAUGAAUCCUACUAUUUAUUAAUAUUCACCAAAUACAACUUUCACAGGAUGAUAAGCCUUAAUAGAAACAUUCUAAUAGUAAUUCUCUUGUAGACGAAAAUUUUUCACUUUUAUCACCAUCCUGUUGUGCUGUACUUCUAAAUUUUUUUUUUUUUUUUUUACUGCAUUUAUGGAUAAUGGACAUCAUUUUUUAUAGUGCUAUUAACAAAUAUGCAAACAUGUUUGAUAUCAAUGUUUAUUUCCUUCCUAUAAUUGUUAGAAUAUUGUGUCUGUGAUGCAAUGCCCAAUGCAUAAAUCUUAUCAGUUUUAUCUGCAUUCUGUAAAGUGGUUUGCAAAUAAAGCGAAAUCCCAAUUACUGUUUC
This is a messenger RNA of Thrips palmi, 3912 nucleotides long. Its product is annotated as Golgi integral membrane protein 4-like. The transcript is spliced from 11 exons. The record is from RefSeq and is a predicted model, not a curated record. The coding region runs from base 58 to 2514 and encodes 818 amino acids. NCBI's taxonomy places the organism in Eukaryota, Metazoa, Arthropoda, Insecta, Thysanoptera, Thripidae. Gene Ontology annotation, cellular component: neuron projection; neuronal cell body; intracellular membrane-bounded organelle. Gene Ontology annotation, biological process: protein localization to cell surface; synaptic transmission, cholinergic.